AUGGAACUUCAAUUAGUUCAAAACGGUUUCGAUUAUGUCCGCAAAAGAAAGAAAUGGACCUUCAUCUUACUUGCAGUAGGGUUUAGCAGUUACGGUUGUUACCGAGCUUAUCACGCACCUUUCAUAGCUCAAAAGCGAAAGAAUUUUUCUAAGAUUCUGAAUUCACUGGUUUCUGUAGCAGAAGCAGUUUCCGAUUCUGCAGAUACAAUUGGUAUUGUCACCAAAGACGUGAAGGAUUUUUUACAAUCCGAUUCUGAUCGAGUUCCUAAUAGUUUGAAUCAAAUCUCUAAAUUAUCUGCCUCGAAACAGUUUUCAGAUUCUUUGGUCAGUAUCGUUACUUCCGUGGUUGUUGGAGUCUUGCGCGGUUAUCAAACCGUGAACCGGACCGAUGAAAAUCAAUCCGGUGCCGGUUCAAAGAUUGCGGACCAGGUGUUUGAUAAAAUGUUUACACCAGCUGGUUCAGGUUUUGCUUCUGCUGUUAUUGGAAGCUUUGCUAGGAACUUAGUUAUCGGUUUUUAUUCCGAUGCCAAUGGGAAAUUUAGUGGAGAAUCGAGUUCAAGUAAUGGCAAUGGGAAUUCGAAUUCUGAUCCGGUUGUUCCGGAAUGGGUUGAUGUUGUUUGUGGUGGUAAAUGCGGGGAACUAAUUGGGAAUUUAGUUCAAGUGUUUGUUAGCACGUUGGUUGCUGUUUAUCUCGACAAAACCAUGCAUAUCAAUACAUAUGAUGAUUUAUUUUCGGGAUUAACUAACCCGAAAAAUGAAACUAGGGUUAGAGAAAUGUUGGUUGAUGUUUGUAAUGGUGCCAUAGAGAGUCUUGUAAAAACAUCUCACCAGGUGUUUAAUAGCUCAAACGUGGACGAUAAUUCGGGUGCGGUUUCUUGUUUUGGUAUUGAAGAAACUCCAAGUUCUAGAGAGGCAUCAUGUGUUGAAUCGAAAGGAGAUGUUUGUGAUGAAGAGAAUAAAAAUGGUUGGGUCAACAAGGUUUCGUCCACAUUGGCUAUUCCUAGUAAUAGGAAACUUGUUCUAGAUGUGACUGGGAGGGUCACGUUUGAGACCGUUAGAUCUUUCAUGGAGUUUAUUUUGCAAACAUUAUGUGCUUCUGUGAGAAGAUGUGCUCAUAAAGUUCACAAGGCAGUGGUCGAGGUUAUGAGAUAUGCUGCGGCUAAAUUCUCUGUUAUCUUCAUAAUAUGUCUCUCGUUAUGCCUGCACGUGAUGGACUGCACUUGGGCUUUGGUGCCUGCUUAA
Messenger RNA from Lathyrus sativus (Indian pea), 1242 nucleotides. Lineage: Eukaryota; Viridiplantae; Streptophyta; Magnoliopsida; Fabales; Fabaceae. The record is from the annotation of a GenBank genome assembly.